AUGGCUAGCGAGGAGACGCCUGGUGCUGGGCGACCAACCGGGCAAGGUGAUGGAGCUGCGGCGGUGUCGCUCAACCCUGGGAUCCCAAUCCGAGGAAUCAAAAUGAAAUUCGCUGUCCUAGCCGGCCUGGUGGAAGUUGGGGAAGUUUCCAACCGGGACAUUGUGGAGACCGUCUUCAACCUGUUGGUGGGGGGCCAGUUUGACCUGGACAUGAACUUCAUUAUCCAGGAGCAGGACAGCAUUGUGUGCAUGGUGGAGCUGCUGGACAAGUGUGAGCCCACGUGCCAGGCGGAGGUGUGGAGCAUCUUCACGGCUAUCCUGAAGAAGAGUGUGAGGAACCUGCAGGCCUGCACCGACACGGCCCUCAUUAACCUGGUCCUGGACCGCAUGGCCCACACUGACAGCAUGAUCGCAGACCUGAUGGUGGACAUGCUAGGAGUGCUGGCCAGCUACAGCAUCACAGUCAAGGAGCUGAAGUUGUUCUUCAGCAAACUGCAAGGAGAGAAAGGCCAAUGGCCUCCCCAUGCGGUGAAGCUGCUGUCUGUCCUGAGGAGCAUGGCCCACCGGAACGGACCUGACUCUUUCUUCAGCUUCCCAGGGAAGAGUGCUGCUGCUAUAGCUCUGCCCCCUAUAGCCAAAUGGCCGUACCAGAGUGGGUUCACCUUCCACACGUGGCUCCGCAUGGAUCCAAUCAACAACAUCAAUGUUGACACGGACACGCCUUACCUGUACUGUUUUCGCACCAACAAAGGUCUGGGAUACUCUGCACACUUUGUGGGCGGCUGUUUGAUUGUGACCUCGUUAAAGUCCAAGGGGAAGGGAUUCGAGCACUGGGUGAAAUAUGACUUCAAACCACAGAAGUGGUACAUGGUGACCAUCGUUCACGUCUACAACCGCUGGAAGAACAGUGAGAUCAGCUGCUACGUCAAUGGCGAGCUCGCCUCCUACGGAGAUAUCACCUGGUUCGUCAACACCAGCGACACUUUCGACAAGUGUUUCCUGGGUUCGUCAGAGACGGCGAACGCCAACCGUGUGUUCUGUGGUCAGAUGGGGGCGGUGUAUCUGUUUGGCGAGGCCCUCAGUGCAGCCCAGAUCCUGGCCAUCUACCAGCUGGGGCCUGGUUACAAGGGCACGUUCAAGUACAAGGCUGAGAGUGACCUCCUGUUUGCUGAGCACCACAAGACCCUACUGUACGACGGCAAGCUGUCCUCCUGCAUCUCCUUCUCCUACAACCCCCGCGCCACCGACGCUCAGCUGUGCCUGGAGUCCUCCCCCAAGGACAACGCCUCCAUCUUCGUCCACUCGCCACACGCACUCAUGCUGCAGGAUGUGAAGGCUGUGGUGACCCACUCGGUCCAGAGUGCCAUCCACUCCAUCGGGGGAGUGCAGGUCCUCUUCCCCCUGUUUGCACAGCUGGAUCACCUCCAGCACACCAGCGAUGAACUGGACACCUCUGUCUGUUGCACUUUGCUAUCCUUUGUGAUGGAGCUGCUGAAGAACUCUGUGGCUAUGCAAGAGCAGGUCCUGGCCUGCAAGGGCUUCCUGGUCAUCGGUUACACCCUGGAGAAGUCUUCCAAGGUGCAUGUGACUCGGCCCGUGCUGGACAUCGUGCUGGCCUUCGCCCGUUACCUCAGCAACCUGCAGAACGGCGUCCUGCUGCUCAAGCAGCUGUGUGACCACAUCCUGUUCAACCCUGCCAUCUGGAUUCAUGCCCCUGCCAAGGUGCAGUUGGUGUUGUACACUUACCUGUCAACCGAGUUCAUCAGCACGGUGACCAUCUACAACGCCAUCCGCAGGGUGGGCACGGUACUGCAGGUCAUGCACACGCUCAAGUACUACUACUGGGUCGUCAACCCCCAGGACCGCAGCGGAGUCACGCCCAAGGGCCUCGACGGUCUGAGACCAAAUCAGAAGGAGAUCCACUCUAUCAGAGCUUUUCUGCUGCUGUUUGUGAAACAACUCAUAAUGAAGGAUUACGGAGUGAAGGAAGACGAGCUUCAGAGUAUUCUCAACUACCUGCUCACCAUGCAUGAGGACGAUAAUCUAAUGGAUGUGCUUCAGCUGCUGGUGGCUCUGAUGUCGGAGCAUCACGGCUCCAUGGUGCAGGCCUUUGAUCAGCGCAACGGAGUUCGGGCCAUUUACAAGCUGCUGGCUUCCAAAAGUGAAGGAAUCAGAGUUCAGGCACUCAAAGUCUUGGGCUACUUCCUCAAACACUUGCCCGCUAAGAGGAAGUCAGAGGUCAUGCUGGGUCACGGCCUCUUCUCCCUGCUCAACGAGCGACUGAUGCUCCACUCCAACCAGUUCAGCAUGACAACCUACAACGUGCUCUUCGAGAUCCUGACCGAGCAGAUCUGCACUCAAGUGAUCCAUAAACAGCAUCUGGACCCCGACUCCAAUGUGAAGAUUGUCAACCCGCAGGUCCUGAAGGUGAUCGCUGCCCUGCUGAAGAACUCUCCCCUCUCCCCAGAGAGCAUGGAGGUGCGCAGGGUCUUCCUGUCAGACAUGAUCAAACUGUUCAAUAACAGCAAAGAUAACAGGAGGAGCCUGCUGCAGUGCUCGGUGUGGCAGGAUUGGAUGCUCUCUCUGUGCUUCAUCAACCCCAAGAGCAGCGAGGAGCAGAAGGUCACUGAGAUGGUGUACGCCAUCUUCCGCAUCCUGCUCUACCACGCCAUCAAGUACGAGUGGGGUGGCUGGCGCGUGUGGGUGGACACCUUGUCCAUCACCCACUCCAAGGUGACCUUUGAGCAGCACAAGGAGAACCUGGCCCGUAUGUUCCGUCAGUACCAGAGACUGGGCUCCGAGGGCGAUGCGGCUGGUAUCCGAACCAUUUCCGGGGCCAGCCGGGACUCUGAGAUUCUGGGCCAGCUCCGGACCAACAGGGAUCAGGGGGAGGAGACUGCCCCCUCCACCGUGAUCGAGCUCACCAUUGACCCAGAGGGGGUCCCCCAGAACCAGGAGUCUCCCAACACUACCCCUCCCUCAGCAACCUCAACAGCAUCUGCCUCCACCCCCAGCCCUCCAGAGAGAGAAGGAGAUAGAAGUCAGAGGGGUCAAGCACCCAUAACGGUGUCCAACAUGCUGGCCAGAGCUGAAGAAGAGGAUAAUGAGGAACUACAGCAGGUCCAGAAUCAGAUCUCUGAGGAUCAGAGAGGAGGUGCUGGUGACAGAGCUGAAGCUACUACAUGGGAGACUGAAGCUAAACUUACUGAGGAUAAAGUCAGCAGUAAGACCGUUGAGGCCAUGGCUGAGACUGAGACCGCCACAGACAAGACUGAUGAUGCUGUAGCAGCUAGCACAGCUGAAACAGGCGAAGCGACCAAGCCAGAAACUGAUGACGCGAAGGUGGCUAAAACGGAAACAAGCGACGAUGCUAAAACAUCUGAUACCGACAAAGUAGUAAGACCUCAAACGGAUGGAGAGAAGGGGUCAGAAAAGCACAGCUACAAAGCCGCCAACGUUCUUAUGUCUGAAGAUUCCCUGAACGAACCCAAGGAACCGGAACUGGCAAAGCAACCGGAGGAACAGGUCUCUGCUGUGAUCUCGGCCUGCCAGAAGGGCAGCGUGGCGGAGGGGUCAGCAGUCGGGGCAUCUGUCCAGUCAGUCAGUGACCAGGUCCGACCCAGCUCCACCGACGACAGCAUGGAGGAAUCCUCUUUUGUCUCCGCCGCUGGUGGAGAGGAGGUGAAGACAGAGGAGGUGAAGACAGAGGAUGUUGUAGUUGAGGAGGAGAAGAUGGAAGAGGUUAAAGCAGAGGAGAUCAAGACAGAGGAGGUUAAAACUGAAAAGAAGAAGGAAGAGGAGAGUGUUGCCGAGGUCACAAAGUCAGCAGUGGAAAGUCAAGAGACACCACCUGCUUCUGUACCUGAGGAGAGUCAGACACAACCCCCUAAAAUGGAGGAGAUUGACCUAGGCCCGUCUGCGCCAGGCACCGUCCCCACCAGCACAGAGCCAGCACAGCAGCCUUUAGAGUCCACAACAUCGCCCCCUACAGCCCUGGAGGCCAUACUACCACCAACAGCAGUAGGGGCCACUGUCUCUAAAUCUGACACCUCACAGGCUGUAGCACCAGCAGAGGCCCCCAGCACCAAGGCGGUCCAGCCAGAAGCCCCACAGGCCUCAGGUGCCACAGAGGCCCCCAGCACCAGGACUGAUACCUCUCCGAAGGUAGCCACUGCUACUGCUGUGGAGGCAGGGAAAGACAGUGCAGCAGAGGGCCCUGGCUCUGCCACCAAGACCAAAGAGAUCCACAUUGCCAGGCUGGAUGUGUCCAGUGUGGCCUCAGACACAGAGAGACUGGAGCUAAAGGAGACCUCCACACCUGAAGUUCCUCAGGGCGACACGGCUGCAGCCGGUGCCUCAGGAGGCCAGGCCAGCGAGAGCAGCUCCUCCGCUCGCUCCACCAUGUUCCGUAUUCCAGAGUUCCGUUGGUCUCACAUGCACCAGCGCCUGCUCACAGACCUGCUCUUCUCCAUCGAGACUGACGUGCAGAUGUGGAGGAGUCACUCCACUAAGACGGUGAUGGACUUUGUGAACAGCAGUGAGAAUGUGGUCUUUGUCCACAACACAGUACACCUCAUCUCUCAGGUGGUGGACAACCUCAUCAUGGCCUGUGGAGGCAUCCUGCCCCUGCUUUCUGCUGCCACAUCCUCCUCGCAUGAUCUGGAGAACAUUGAGCCGUCCCAGGGUCUGUCGGUGGAGGCGUCGGUCACCUUCUUGCAGCGCCUCAUCAACCUGGUGGAUGUUCUGAUCUUCGCCUCCUCCCUCAACUUCACCGAGAUCGAGGCUGAGAAGAACAUGUCCUCUGGCGGUAUCCUCAGACAGAGCCUUCGCCUGGUGUGUGCCAUGGCUGUGAGGAACUGUCUGGAAUGUCAGCAGCAGUCUCACUUCAAGCCCAGCCAGGACAACGCCCGCGGCCAGCAAGCCGUGCACAGCCUCAUGGGAGCCGCCAAGUCCAUGCCCGCGCAGAGCCCUGUUGCUGUUGUGACAGGAGGGAUGUCUCCCAUCAGAGACAUGGACUGUCUCCUUCAGGAAAUGGACAUCAACCGCCUCAGAGCCGUGGUCUUCAGAGAUAUCGAGGACAGUAAGCAGGCUCAGUUCUUGGCCCUGGCCGUGGUUUACUUCAUCUCUGUUCUCAUGGUGUCCAAGUACCGAGACAUCCUGGAGCCCCAAAACGACAAGAAACUCCCCCAGCGCAGCCAGUCUGCCAGGAGCGCAGACAGUAAUGCCGUCUCUGGCGGUCCCGACCUGGAGAGCAGUGUGUCCCUCCGUCGCCGAGACUCUGGCAUCGGGGAAGACCAUAGCUCCGUGGCCCCCAGCGAGGCAGACUCCAAUGCCCAGGGGCCCGACGCCGUGUCUGAGGCCCUGUCCACCCUUUCCUCAGAGGUCAGGGGUCACAGAGAGAACCCCACAGCGGACGCCAGGGGCGGGAAGAACGUGAAGGACAUCCUGCGCAGCCUGGUCUCGGCGCCUGCUGAUGACAUCAUGGGUGACCCCAGCCUUCUGCCGCCGGCCUUCCUGGGAGCUGCUAUGGGAAACAACCCCAACCAGUUCAGAUCCUUUGACAGAAGCGUUCGGGUGGCGCCCAAGAAGGUGGGCGGGGCUCCGUCCCCAGGCUCCUCCACUCCUGUCCCAUCAGCCACCGCUGCUCUGGCGGCCGCCGGGACACCAGUCAACAACGUUGCCGUGGUUUCCACGGGCGAUGCCUCCCAGAGCACCACCGCUGAGGCUGCAGCCGGAUCAGCCAGUGCCAACCUGCCAUCUGUCCCCACGCUGUCCCCAAUGACCCGGGACACAGCCCCCAGUAUGAGUAUCUCAGAGAGGCUGGAGCAUGCUCUGGAGAAGGCUGCCCCCCUACUGAGAGAGAUCUUUGUGGACUUUGCCCCCUUCCUCUCUCGCACCCUGCUGGGUAGUCACGGACAGGAGCUCCUCAUCGAGGGCACCAGUCUGGUGUGUAUGAAGUCCAGCAGUUCGGUGGUAGAGCUGGUCAUGCUGCUCUGUUCUCAGGAGUGGCAGAACUCAAUCCAGAAGAACGCAGGCUUGGCCUUCAUCGAGCUGGUCAACGAGGGCAGGCUACUGAGCCACACCAUGAAGGACCACCUGGUGCGGGUGGCCAAUGAGGCUGAGUUCAUCCUGAGCCGACAGAGAGCCGAGGACAUCCACAAACACGCUGAGUUUGAGUCCCACUGUGCCCAGUACUCGGCUGAGAAGCGUGAUGAGGAGAAGAUGUGCGACCACCUGAUCCGAGCGGCCAAGUACCGCGACCACGUGACAGCCACCCAGCUCAUCCAGAAGAUAGUCAACAUCCUGACGGACAAACACGGUGCCUGGGGAAGCUCUGCCUUCAGCCGUCCUCGGGAGUUCUGGCGCCUCGACUACUGGGAGGACGACUUGAGGCGGCGCCGGCGCUUCGUCAGGAACCCCUUCGGAUCCACUCACUCAAAGGCCACGCUCAAAGCUGCAGCCGAACACGUGGUGCCUGGCAUUAAUGCUCCGGAGGAAGAUAUCCUCAAAGGCAAACAGUCCAUCAGAAGUCACGCGAUGGGAAAUCAGAACUCUGAGAGUGAGAUAUUGUUGGAUGGCGACGAUGACACUCUAUCAUCCUUGGAGGAGAAGGAAUUGGAGAACCUAACAGGCCCUGUAAACAUGAGCACUAGCGCACAGCUGGUCGCCCCGGCGGUGGUGGUGAAAGGAACGCUGUCCAUCACCGCGUCUGAACUCUACUUCGAAGUGGAUGAAGAAGAGGCCAGCUUUAAGACGAUCGAUCCAAAGAUCCUAACCUACACAGAGGGCCUCCAUGGUAAAUGGCUGUUCACAGAGAUCAGGGCUGUCUUCUCCAGACGUUACUUGCUACAGAACACUGCUCUGGAGAUUUUCAUGGCCAACCGAACUGCGGUCAUGUUCAACUUCCCAGAUGCAGGCACGGUCAAGAAGGUAGUCCAAUGCCUCCCUCGCGUGGGGGUGGGCACCAACUUUGGCCUCCCACAGACCAGGCGUAUCUCCCAGGCCAGUCCCAAGCAGCUCUACAAGGCCUCCAACAUGACCCAGCGCUGGCAGCGCAGAGAGAUCUCCAACUUUGAGUACCUGAUCUUCCUCAACACCAUCUCUGGCCGUACGUACAACGACCUGAAUCAGUACCCCGUCUUCCCCUGGGUCAUCACGAACUACGACACUGAAGACCUGGACCUCACUCUGCCCAGCAACUACAGAGACCUGUCCAAGCCCGUUGGUGCCCUGAACCCCAAGAGGGCGGCGUUCUUCAACGACCGCUAUGAAUCCUGGGAGGACGACCAGGUGCCGAAGUUCCACUACGGAACCCAUUACUCCACCUCCUCCUUCACCCAGAUGUGGCUGCUGCGCAUCGAACCCUUCACCACCAUGUUCCUCAACUUCCAGGGAGGGAAGUUUGACCACGCUGACCGCACCUUCUCCUCCGUGUCCCGAGCCUGGAGGAACUCCCAGAGAGACACGUCCGACGUCAAGGAGUUGAUCCCAGAGUUCUACUACCUCCCUGAGAUGUUUGUAAAUGCCAACAACUACAACCUGGGGGUGAUGGGGGAUGGGACUGUGGUGUCUGACGUGAAGCUGCCGCCGUGGGCCAAGACCCCCGAGGAGUUUGUACGCAUCAACAGACUGGUACUUGAACACAGGUCUGUUACAUGUACACAACACUUCUGGCUCUCUGUACUGAUUGGACUCAGGGAGGGAGGGGGGGAGGCGACUUACAGUAGAGUGCAUACAUUUUAUUACAUUUUACAUACUGAGACAAUCUCUCUCUCUCUCUACCUCUCUCCCUCUCGCCAGGCUGUGGAGGCACAGAUCAGGAGUUUCGGACAGACCCCAUGUCAGCUGCUCAUCGAGCCACACCCACCAAGGAGCUCCGCCAUGCAGGUGUAUGUCCUCCUGCAGAGCCCGUUGAUGUUCACGGAGCAGAUGCAGCAGGAUGUGAUCAUGGUGUUGAAGUUCCCCAGCAACUCUCCCGUGGCCCACGUGGCCGCCAACACCCAGCCGGGCCUCGCCGCGCCCGCCAUCAUCACCGUCACCGCCAACCGCCUCUUCGCCGUCAACAAGUGGCACGGCCUGGCCGGUCAUCAAGGCUCCUCUGUGCAGGACCAGCAGUACCAACUGCCCGUGGAAAUAGACCCUCUGAUAGCCAGUAACGUGGGGACCCACCGUCGUCAGAUCACAGACCUGUUGGACCAGAGCAUUCACAUCCACUCUCAGUGUUUCAUCAUCACCGCAAACAACCGCUUCAUCCUGCUCUGUGGCUUCUGGGACAAGAGCUUCCGCGUCUAUUCCACUGACUCAGGGAAGCUGACCCAGAUAGUGUUUGGUCACCGUGACGUGGUGACGUGUCUGGCCAGGUCUGAGUCGUACAUCGGAGGGGACUGCUACGUCCUGUCAGGCUCCAGAGACGCCACGUUACUGCUCUGGUACUGGAACGGAAAACACAGCAGCAUUGGAGAGAACCCCGGAACUGAGUUUGUGACGCCCAGAGCCAUCCUGACGGGUCAUGACUGUGAGGUGACCUGCGCCAGUGUGUGUGCCGAGCUGGGACUUGUCAUCAGUGGCUGCAGAGAGGGCCCGUGUCUGAUCCAUUCCAUGAAUGGGGAUCUGCUGCGGACCCUGGAGGGUCCGGGGGGCUGCGUGCAGCCCCGUCUCAUCCAGUCCUCUACAGAGGGCCACGCCGUGGUCUACUACGACAAGGGACACUUCUGCUUCUUCUCCAUCAACGGAAAGCUGCUGGGACACAUGGAGGUGGAGGAGAACAUCAGGGCCAUGCUGCUGAGUCGGGACGGACAGUACCUGCUGACGGGGGGAGACGGGGGAGUUUUGUCUGUCUGGCAGGUUCACAACCUCAAACAGAUGUUCACCUACCCUGGCUGUGACGCAGGCAUCCGCUCCAUGGCCAUGUCCAACGACCAAAGGUGCAUCAUAACCGGCAUGGCGUCUGGUAGUAUAGUCCUGUUCUACAACGACUUCAACAGGUGGCACCACGAGUACCAGACCAGAUACUGAGGCAGGACCACACAACAACAACAAUCCCUCUGGUUAACGUGGGACCUACCUACUGCAAUCCUGUCGUUCCAUGUCCUAAGGCACUACUCAAUACAUAUUGAUAUUCUGAAUGUAUCUUAAGAGAAGAAAAACUGUCUGAUUCUGUCGAAAGAAGCAAAUUAUUUUUUUUAAAAGGGCAUUGCUAUAUUUUGUAGGGCAUAUCGAAAAUUUCAUAUAAUAUAUCUUAGGGUGGGGUUAUAUACCUAUGGUUACAAAUCUAUUUUUAGCUUGUUAAGAGUCUAUUUUCAUCUCGAGCAGAGGAAAAUAAGGGUUCAAAGUGGAAGUAGGUAGAAAAGUAUAUUUGCAUCUAUUGUCUUAAGAAUCCAUAUAUUUGUGUACGUUAGGGGUGAGUGAUUAUUUUCAAUAGGUGUGAAACGUGGAGAUAUAAUCAUUAUUUUGGUCAUUAAUAUCCAUUUUUUCAUGCUCUUUUUGCUACUGUGGAAACACAGGGAAAUAAAAUAUGUGAAGUUUGUGUGGUGAUCGAGCGGGAAGUUCAUUAAGUCUUUUAUGUGUUCAUGACUUGAGGGAAUAUAUUCUAUUUAAAUGUUUGUACCACACCUCUGUGUAAAUGGACAGAUCUUGCCUUCCUGUGCAUGAGUUAUUCCUCUGCUGUCCUGAUGUUGGCGUACACUGCACAAAGACUUGUCACCAGUUGUCAUAUGUGUAUCAGACAGACAUCAUAGUAACAAGAUGGCUGCCGGUGUGAUUAGUUUGUUUGUAUCCGAGUGUAGUCAUGACGAUCAUUAGCUUUAUGUAUGUACUGUAACCAUACUGAUGAAUAAUAUGUCUGUCAGUAGAAACAAAUGUCAGGGGCUAUGUCCUAAUUUUGUAAAAUGGCGUCCUUUCCUCAUCACCUAUCAGAACUUUACAUGUAGGAGACGGGACGAGGAAAGGAAGCCAUUCCAAAUUUCCCGACGUAGCCAUGAUGUGCUUCUUUGUAUAACUUCUUGUUAGCUUUACCUCCUCUACUGAGGCAUUUGCAGUACUUAAGCAUAUACUGUAUCAUAUUAGCGAUCGACACAGUGCCCAAACCAUGCUAGGAUCAUCAAAGUCCAUCGAAGUAUCUCAUCUUGGCAAAGAGAGUUGCAGCGAAAUGAGGGACUUGUCAGUCUGUCUGUGUGUCACGGUGAAUAUUCACUGGUUAAACCAGACCACAGACAACCCUGGUCCUGGUCAGCCAAAGGGUGUGCACUUUUUGGUUCAAGCCCAGCUUUAAAAUACCCGAUUCUACCUAAUUAUGGGCCUUCAGGUCAAAACUGAAUUGAAUCAGGUGUUUUGGUGCAGGGUUGGAACACCCGAUGUGGUUCCUCCAAUACAACGGUUGCUCAUAAGGAGAAACAUUCCGUGUUGGUGUGGUUACGAUUACAAUGAAAUGGCUACUACUGUAUUUUCUAUGUAUCGCUCAAUAUUUUGGCAAUCAAUUUGGAAUGAGUGUUUUUGACACGUGAUGAGUUCUGACAAAUAAAUUUGAAUUUUUUUUAACUUGA
Salvelinus fontinalis (brook trout) is the source of this 10541-nucleotide messenger RNA. RefSeq names its product lipopolysaccharide-responsive and beige-like anchor protein. The transcript is spliced from 61 exons. Lineage: Eukaryota; Metazoa; Chordata; Actinopteri; Salmoniformes; Salmonidae. Gene Ontology annotation, molecular function: protein kinase binding. Gene Ontology annotation, biological process: intracellular protein localization. Gene Ontology annotation, cellular component: cytosol; membrane. Bases 1 to 9015 code for a protein of 3004 amino acids. The record is from RefSeq and is a predicted model, not a curated record.